UCUUGUACGGGAUAAUAUCUUGUAGAUACCGUAAAUACUCCAUGCUUCUGGCACAUGACAAUUUUUCAGGUUAUAUUUUUGCUUUUUCCGGUGGAUUUGAAUUUUCAGUGAUAAUGUCAUCGAAGAAAAUAGAUCUCCUUUGAAUUCAUGCGUUUCUUUAAAAAAUUUUAAUGAGUGACGUAGGCGCUACCGAUAAUGCUAGCUCAAAAGCACCAGAGACUAAGGAUGAAUAUUACAAUCUCAAAGCGGGCCUUUUCUUAGCGUCUGUCACUGGCAUGUCUUUCGUGUUUGCAUUUGGAUCCCGUUUGGCAGCUGUGCGCAGAAAUGAUCCCGUUAGUUUUAGCAAAGGCAUGGUUCCUGAGAAGCCACUGGAAGUUUCAGGGAUAGAGCUUGCCACAAGAGCCCUGAGGUGGGGUACAUUUUAUGCUGUGACUGGCUGUGGAUUGAUUUUCUUUGGAAUAUGGACACUCUCAGGAGCCCACAAUAUGCAAGAGUUUAGGCAGACCAUGGGUAAUAUUCUACCCAAAAUACCAAAGAAUGAUCCUCCUCAGAGUCGAACGGAAUUUGAAGGCCUUAACGAUCUUCUCACUUAUUUGGCGACUGAUUUUUCUGGGCAGCCAAAAGAGGAUGGAAAAUAGUGUCUCCGCUGUUUAAUGAUAGUGAUAUGAAUGUCUUCACCUUUGACCUCUCAUUUUGUAUGUACUUUCUUUCUUUCUUUUCUGUUCAUUUUUGCCCUGUUUUGAUACUUUUCCCAAUUGUCUGUUUUGGGUAUAGAUAAAAGUUUGUAAAUAUAGUUUUGAAAACAGACAAUAAAUUUAUGAAACAUUUUAUUUA
Bemisia tabaci is the source of this 834-nucleotide messenger RNA. RefSeq names its product transmembrane protein 242. Lineage: Eukaryota; Metazoa; Arthropoda; Insecta; Hemiptera; Aleyrodidae. The record is from RefSeq and is a predicted model, not a curated record.